Messenger RNA from Lytechinus variegatus (green sea urchin), 1941 nucleotides. RefSeq names its product corepressor interacting with RBPJ 1-like. The record is from RefSeq and is a predicted model, not a curated record. Gene Ontology annotation, molecular function: transcription corepressor activity. The coding region runs from base 19 to 1710 and encodes 563 amino acids. NCBI's taxonomy places the organism in Eukaryota, Metazoa, Echinodermata, Echinoidea, Temnopleuroida, Toxopneustidae. Gene Ontology annotation, biological process: negative regulation of DNA-templated transcription. Gene Ontology annotation, cellular component: nucleus. The transcript is spliced from 6 exons.
UCAACAAAAUUCGUCAUCAUGGGGAAAUCAUUUGCCAAUUUUAUGUGCAAGAAGUUCUUUCACCCAGCGUCCUAUGCAAAUAUUAAACGGGUAUGGAUGGCAGAACAGAGGACUGAUGCAGAAAAGAAAAAGCAAGAAGCCUUGAGAUCUGAAUAUGAAAGAGAACAAGACACUUAUAACAAUAGGCAGCUAAUGGGUGAUGUACGGGUGAAGCAUGGCCUGAAUUUCAUGUACGAACCGCCCAAGGGCAUGAAGCAGGAAGAGAAGGAGGAUGGGGAUCAGGAGUACAAGUUUGAAUGGCAGCGUGGGGCUCCUAGAGAAGGCUACGCCAAGGACAUGGAAGUCACCGACCAACCCUUUGGUAUUGCUGUCCGCAACGUCAAGUGUAUCAGAUGCCACAAGUGGGGCCAUGUCAACACUGAUAGAGAGUGCCCAAAGUUUGACCAGACCAAGGACGAUGAGAUUGCUGGACCCAGCACCGACAAAUCUGACCUGAUGGAGGAUAUGAGAAGGGAUGGGCUGGCUCUGAAACAGAACGUCCUUGGAAGGAAAGUCAAUGAGGAUGCUAAAAAUCAGAAAUUUGUUGGCAGCAGUGACGAAGAGGAUGAUGAUGUGGAACCAGAAGAAGCUUUCCUCAAAUCACUCUCCAUGAAAGACAAAGUGAAACUACUUAAGAAGUUGGAGAAGAUGGAGAAGAAGCAGAAGCGUCUAAAUUCGAAGAGCUCUAAGAAGAAGAAGGACAUGAAGAAGAUAAAGAAAAGAAGAAAGACAUCGCACUCAUCGGAUGAUAGUGAUAGCCACUCAGAUGAACGAGGGAAGAAGGACAGAAGGAGGGAGAAGGAAAGACAGCAUGGUGGAAAAUCCAGGAAAGGACAUUAUGCUGAAUCGUCUUCGGAUGAUGAACAUUAUGAGAGAGAUAGAAAGGAGAAAGAACGUAAGCAUAGUGCAAGAUCAAGGAGAGGACAUCACUCUGAAACAUCAUCAGAUGAUGAAGUUGAUGACAGAGUCAGAAGGAACAAACAACGUAAGCAUAGUAGAAAAUCAGAAAAAGGACACCAUUCUGAAGCCUCUUCGGAUGAUGAUAGUCUUGAUGAACGUGGAAAGAGAGAUAGGAGAAGAAGAAAGGAACAAGGACACAAUGGAAAAUCGAGGAGAGGGCGGUAUGCCGACUCUGAUUCAGAGAGUGAUUCAGGAGAAGAGCGGAGCAAGAAAUCAAUCUCAAAGCAUCAUGGUGAAAGACGGACAAUCAAACGGGAGCUGGAGAGCGAUGGGGAGAGUAGGAAGAGAGAUAGGAAAGAUGAUCGGAGAGAGGAAAGGAAGAUGAAGAGAGAACCGAGAAGGGAUAGCGAGGAGAGAAGACAUAAGAAAAGUAACGGGAGGGAGGAGAGUGACGGACACAGAGAAAAGAAAAUCAAAGUCGAACGUUCUUAUUCGCCAAGCCGUGAUAGAUAUGAAAGGAAUGGAAAUGAUAAGCGGAUGAAGGAGGAUGACCAGAUGGAUAGAAGACAAAAGAACGAAAGAUCAGUCGGUCAAAACGAUGACAGACAUAGAGGAAGAGCUUCCAGGGACUAUGAAGAUGAUGUGAAUACUUACAAAGAAAGCAGAAGGGAUAGAGACAGGGAUGGAGGAAAGAGGGAUAGAGAAAGUAGAAGAGAGCACAGAGACGAGGAUAGGGGUCAUCAUCGCCAUGGUGACCGUGGUGGACGAUGAAGCAUCCCUGGCCUGAAAGAGAAUGGUAAGAUAUUCAAUCCAGUAUGUAGUGAUAAUCUUAGUUCUGUGAACUAAAUGUGGUUGCAAGACUAGCACACUUUGGAUGAUGGUCUGGUAAAGAAGUUGCUUGACUAGAGUAUGUUUCCUCAUUACCCCUCUCACUAUUUCUUUUGUUAUUUAUUGUUUGAAUUAUACAAUAUUUCAAUUUUUACGAAUUUGACGAUUAGGACC